AUGAGAUAAUUAGGCAAGGCUUAAGUGCACGCCCUAAAGAAGAUCUAACCAAAGGAGUAUUUUAGUUGUGUGUGAAAUAUUUUAAUUUACAAGUAUGUCUAUAAAUAUACGCUGUGCAAAUACGGAUGAUUUGUUAAAUGUGCAGCAUUGUAAUUUACAAUGUUUGCCCGAGAAUUAUCAGAUGAAGUAUUAUUUAUAUCACGCUCUUUCUUGGCCACAACUAAGUUAUGUGGCUGAGGAUGAAAAAGGCAGGAUAGUGGGUUAUGUCCUUGCUAAGAUGGAAGAGGAUUGCGAGGACAAUCCUCAUGGACAUAUUACCAGUUUGGCAGUGAAACGAUCUCACAGAAGGCUUGGUAUUGCACAGAAACUUAUGAACCAGGCUUCCAGAGCAAUGGUAGAGUGUUUUGGAGCAAAAUAUGUGUCACUACAUGUACGCAGAAGUAAUCGGGCAGCCUUAAAUUUAUAUACAAGCAGUUUACAAUUUGAGGUGUCAGAAGUGGAACCAAAAUAUUAUGCAGAUGGAGAGGAUGCUUAUGCCAUGAAACGUGAUCUCAGCAGUUUUCACAUAGAAAAAAGUACUGCAAAAGAGAAAAUGAACAAAGAUGGUAAUACGCACACACAUACUGGCAGAUGCUGCGAUCGUUCAUAGUUGGCUUUGGAUAUUUACCUACAACUAGGUUUUAAUUAAUUUUUUGCAUCAUUAGUUCCGUACUACUUGAAUCUAAAUCUGUGUCACUAAUGCAUAUUGUUCAUACACAAUUAUGCAUUAGAAAUAUUUGAAGAACACUGUUUGUCAAGCAUAAUGGCUUGAAUGUUUGACCUGUACAUUAUGUGAAGAAGUACUCAACGAAGUAUUUGUGUCUAUUCAAGCCUUACCUGAGACAUGGGAAAUGUUUUAUAUGCCACUGUGAAAGGGUGUACUUGUUAAUACUUAUGCAGGGAUUAGGAGAGAGACGUCUAAACUAUUGUAUGUACUUUCAUGCAAAUGGAGUUGAGAGUUUCUAAUAAAUGUAUCAUUGCGUGUAA
Dufourea novaeangliae is the source of this 1026-nucleotide messenger RNA. It is a transcript of the gene vnc, whose product is annotated as N-alpha-acetyltransferase 11. Gene Ontology annotation, biological process: N-terminal peptidyl-glutamic acid acetylation. Gene Ontology annotation, cellular component: NatA complex. The record is from RefSeq and is a predicted model, not a curated record. NCBI's taxonomy places the organism in Eukaryota, Metazoa, Arthropoda, Insecta, Hymenoptera, Halictidae. The coding region runs from base 95 to 649 and encodes 184 amino acids. Gene Ontology annotation, molecular function: protein N-terminal-serine acetyltransferase activity; protein-N-terminal-glutamate acetyltransferase activity. The transcript has a single exon.